Molecule: messenger RNA, 6025 nt
Organism: Bombina bombina (fire-bellied toad)
Lineage: Eukaryota; Metazoa; Chordata; Amphibia; Anura; Bombinatoridae
Gene: PARD3B
Product: par-3 family cell polarity regulator beta
Exons: 23
Coding region: 723-3875 (1050 amino acids)
Biological process (GO): intracellular protein localization; establishment of cell polarity; cell adhesion
Cellular component (GO): apical junction complex; cell cortex; adherens junction
Molecular function (GO): phosphatidylinositol binding; protein binding
Source: RefSeq, a predicted model, not a curated record
UUGUGAUGGCUUCUGGGAGGGAAGCUGACUAUCUCUCCCGCCUCUCCUUAGCUUUCCCUCCUCCCUGCCUGAGCCUCUUACUCCUGCGGCUCCUCCCCUGCAGCAGUGCCUGCCUGGGAAUCCCGGCCCUGACCCACACUUACAACCCGGGACUAUUCAAAGCUUCCCAACACCUGGACCUACCCGGGUAAAGCAUUCCGGCCAGACCCCCCUAAAUCUACAAUAGCUGCUAGAUUUUUGAGACCUGUAUGCAGGAGCUUCCUCAUUCCAUUCACCCCUCCCAAAUCUUUCACUCUCCUUCCGCCUGGAACAGGGGGGCUCUAAUUAAUAUUCCCUGGGGACUCAUUUUAACUGGAUAAUAAAGAUGUAUAGAUUUUUUUAAACAUAUAUUUGUAGAUCUAUUUUUCGUUUUGUAAAAAAAAACAAACCCAAAAAACUUUCAUGAAACUUUAGGAUCAUAUUAAAGAAGAAAACAGCGUACCUUGCACUGCUCGUAAUUAAUGCAACACUUGACAUUGACCAUUUUAUUGUUACUUUUACUUAAAUAAAUGAUAAUUAUGGAAUAUUUUGACUUGAACAGGUAGCAUUAUUAAAAGUUGUUGCACCUGUUGCUAACAGGAAGGAGAAUCCUUCAGCAGAACUGAUACUGUGUCUUGGCAUUCAGAAGUUAUUUUUGUUUUUCUAUUCGUGUUUUUUUUUUGGACUUGUGGAAGGCAAUAAGAAUGAAAGCAACAGUUUGUUUUGGGAAAACUGGGAUUGUUGUCCCUUGUAAAGAUGGGAAGAUGACAGUGAAAGAGUUAAUCCAACAGGCUGCGCAGAGGUACAUCAAAGCCAAAGAAAAAGAGCCAGGAUACUGGGUGAAAAUACAUCAUCUUGAAUACAUAGAUGGAGGGAUACUUGAUCCUGAUGAUGUUGUGGCAGAUGUUAUAGAGGACAAAGACAAGCUAAUUGCAUUGUUUGAUGAGCACAAUGCAUAUAACAGGAGUGAUGAUGCAGCCAAUAUCACAGAACGUCUCAGCCCUGAUCCGUUUGAAGCAGAGCUGGCAUCUCAACGCUCUGCUUUCCAUCCAGUCCGAGGAGAAAUUGAAGUCACGCCUUCCGCUUUGAAGCUUGGGACCCCACUGUUGGUACGACGGAGCAGUGACCCAGCUGUGGGUCCUGUUGUAGAUUUUCAUCCAGCUACCUCAUAUGCUUCUGAGCAGAACAACAAACUUUCUGUACAGGGAUUUUCAAAGGUUGCUCCAACAGAGGAACUAAAAGACCUCAGUUUGCAGGAAGAACAUCUCAGGUUACAGAGGUCCAGAUACGAUUACAGUGAAUUGACAAGAAAGAUGGAGAUUUCAGGGGACGGUGGGCCACUGGGAAUCCACGUUGUGCCUUUUUAUUCUUCUGUUUGUGAAAGAACCCUAGGACUGUAUAUACGUGGAGUUGAAGAGAACAGCCGCUCUAGGCGUGAUGGUUUAUUCCAGGAAAAUGAAUGUAUUGUAAAAAUUAACAAUGUAGAUCUCAUGGACCGAUCUUUCCCACAAUCACAAGAAAUCUUCCGACAAGCAAUGAAAAACAGUAGUGUCUUAGUGGAAGUUGUUCCUUCACACUAUCGGGAGCAGUAUGAAAAAUCUGUUCUCUUUUUACUAAAAUAUUUGGAGGAUGAUGACAAUGAUGAUGAAGUUCCCAAUAUAAAACCUCCUCCUCCUCCAGGAAGACAGAAUACUCUGAUUACUGAACCGUCCAAUGGCAUUGUAUCCAGUUUGAUCUCAUCAAUGCAGCCUCCAUUGACUUCAGAGUUGUCUCCUCAUGGUGUUACUUUUUCCCCACCAUCUUUUCCUCCACCAUCUCUUCCUCCACUUGGCUUUGGGAACAAAAAUAACGCUAGGAAAUUAAGGAUUGAUCUGAAGAAAGGGGCAGAUGGACUUGGAUUCACAGUUGUCACCAGAGAUUCUACUGUACAUGGACCUGGUCCUAUUUUUGUUAAGAACAUUUUGCCAAAAGGAGCUGCUAUCAAGGAUGGACGUCUGUUGUCUGGUGACAGAAUAUUAGAGGUGAAUGGCUGGGAUGUCGCAGGAAGGACCCAGGAGGAACUUGUUGCCCUACUGAGGAGCACAAAGCUGGGGGAGAUUGUGUCUUUGGUUGUUGCUCGGCCAGAUGAAGCUUUCCUUCCCCGUGAACUGAAAGGAGAGCCGGACUGCUUCUUUGCUUUUCCAGAAAACACUGCACAAAUGACGUUUGAGAUCCCUCUGAACGAUUCUGGAUCUGCUGGGUUAGGAGUUAGUCUGAAAGGAAACAAAUCCAGAGACACACACACAGAUUUAGGAAUAUUUAUAAAAUCCAUCAUCCAUGGAGGGGCCGCUUUCAAGGAUGGCCGUCUGAGAGUAAAUGACCAGCUCCUUGCAGUCAAUGGAGAAAGUUUGAUUGGAAAAACAAAUCGUGUAGCCAUGGAAACUCUCCGCCGGUCAAUGUCUAUGGAGGGGAAUAUCCGUGGCAUGAUCCAGUUAGUGAUCCUGCGUAGACUGGACAGACAGACAGAGGAGCGUUCGGAUGCAGGAGGAAUUCUAAGGACAAACUUGGAUAAUCUGAACAUGUCAGAGCAGAACGGUUUGCAAGAUCGACUGAAAGGCUUUACUACAUAUGAAGAUGGUAAUGCAGAGUAUGACGUACCCCCUCCUUUACCGCCUCAUCCUAGCGAACAUAUUAUUGUAGAGUAUUCCAAGUUUGGCUCAGGAGUGGAAUCCUCUCAGCAGCCUGAUUCAUUUAACCUGAAAGCAUCAAAGAGCAUGGAUCUUGUGGCUGAUGAAAGUAACAUUGCUGCUUUGACUGGACCCAAGUCAGAUUCUCCUGGAAAAGAUUUGGGCCCACGACUAGGUCUAAAAAAGUCCAGUUCUCUUGAAAGCUUGCAAACCGCUGUUGCAGAAGUCAAGAAAAAUGAACUUCCUUUCUACAGACCUCGACCACAUAUGGUCCGUGGCAGAGGCUGCAAUGAGAGUUUCAGAGCUGCAAUUGAUAAAUCUUAUGAUGGACCAGAGGCAGAAGAUGAAGAUGGCCUGUCUGAUGUUAGCUCACACUCUAGCCGAGAAACCCCAAGCACUGAAUCGGGUCCUCCAGGGAAUCCUGAGCUCAAGGAUGCUGACAAGUCCAAAAAAGACAAGAAAAAGAAAGAGAAAAAGAAGGAAAAAACUAAAGUGAAAGAUAAGAAAAAACGAGAGGAGAGUGAAGAUCAAGAGAAAAAAAACAAGAAGAAGGGCUUUGCAGCAAUUAUGAGGUUUGGUAAGAAGAAAGAAGAAAAAGGAGGGAAAGUGGAACAGAAAGGUAUCUUCAAGCCUGGUGUUCUGAAAGAGGAAGAGCAAGAAAUUGAGAAGAUGAAGGAAGAACGUGAAAGAAUUAACGCCAAGCAUUAUGAACUAAGGGAAAAGCAGACAAAAGGUUUAUUUGACUAUAGCGCAAGUGCUGAUAUGGAGGAUGAUGAUAUGGAUCCAAAUUACGCCAGAGUAAACCAUUUUAAAGAGCCCCCUCCUCACCAUCCAGUCCACCGACCACUAACUCCUGGGAUGUCUGGGACUCUUAGCUACCAACGAGAAACCCAAAUUCCGACAUCAGAGUCCGUCUUGGUCCAAGAACUAUAUGCUAAGAUAAACAAGAAGCCACAGGCACAAGAUGCAGUUGACAGUGCCCGAUCAACAUCUGGAAACGCAGACCGUAUCCAGCAGCUACGGAUGGAAUACCACCAAGCACGACGGGAAGGCCUGUAUGAAGAGGAGCAAGCACUUGCACGGCCUGCGGAGUACGAGCAAAGCUGGGUGUCCAGAGGAACUGAAGCCCCCCGUAACCUCCGAUAUGAAGGGAUGGAGAGACAGUAUGCAUCCUUACCCAGUUGGAGCUGAUCUGAAGACAUUAUUGUGACAAAAUACACAAUAGGAAAAUCAGACAGUAAGUGGCAGUGACAGAGCACAGCUGAAAAGGCGUCCACAAUGCCAUAAUCAUAGCUACACUGGGAGAACGAUUGCUGUCACUCUGAGGAAGCCUAACAACUGUAUUAUCUGUUAUUAAUGGUGGUUAGAAUUGUGUAGGAAAAUAGACAUUUACACUAAAGUCUGUUGCUGCAAAUGAUGACAGACUGCUGCAGAGUCUCAGCAGAGUUACAUGUUAACAUGGCUGUGCCAAUAAACUAAACUAACCAAGACUGUAGGAAUAUGGUAUAAAAUAAAGAAUAUUAAAGGUAACUACAAAAACAAGUCAAAAAGCCUUUGUGUAAAGACAAUACAUAAAUCCUUUUUAGAAGAUACACAGUAUAAUUUACCCCGUGGAAUUUAGAAUCUACCAUAGUUUGGUUUAGACUUGAAUUACAGACACUGGAUUGUGUAUUGCUUUUUAUUAUUUUAAUAAAAUGAAGUUAUACAGCUAUCAAUUUUAAAAUCAUCAAAUACAUAUUACUUGUGAUAGUCUUCAAUGGAAACAGUCAAAAAAAGGAGCCCCAUGCCAAAACGGAGAGAUCUCAUUUGGAAAUUCUGUGCUACAGAGCAUUGCUUAUUAGUGCCAUUAAUUUAGAGACAAUCUCUGCAACAAAGACAAAUUGUUUUCAUUAAUUUAGAAGAAGGUGACUUUCUGAUCUAAUAUUGCCUUUGAAAACAUCUAUUAACUCUAGUCCCUAAACUUAGUUCACUAAGGGUAGGAUUCCAGGUCACAGUAUCCUUCUAAUAUAUUUGAACAAUUAUAGUUUCUUUAUAUGGAAUACAAUGUUUGUCUGCCAAUUACACGCUCUGACUUCCUCUGCUGUAAUUAGUUUGUUGCCGAUAUGAAAGCGUUUCACUAGAUGUCUUUCCUAUUGUGUUUUCUAUGUAGUUGUUCUAAUCUGUUUAUUUUAUCUAUGGCAGUUUUGCUAAACUUUGCAGUGUAAUAUCCAUCACCCAUUUAUGUUACCUAAGCAUUUGUGACAUUAAACAUAAAGUAGCUGCUUUGCUUUAGAGCAGAGCUUUCCAAACUUUUCAUGUUGGUGACACACUUUUUAGACCUACAUCAUUUUGCGACACAGUAAUUCAGUCGUACUAGCAAACAGGAGGGUAAACUAAUUUGUUUUAAGAGAUACAGACACAUACAUAAAUUAUAUAAUAACAAGUAACAGUAUGUAAGUAUGUGCAAGAAUUUAAAAAAAGUUUAAUAACACCAAUAGCUACUUAUUAUUUUAAUGGGAUGUAUGCGGUUGAUGGGAUGAACACAGUUUCUGAAUAUUUGUUGGAAUAUUAGAUAAAGAUACUCUCAUUUCGUCAUCGAGCAUUUUUAAGCUUCCACUUCCUAUCCAUAUAUCAAGAUCAGGAGCAGCAAUGCACUACUGGGAGUGAGCUGCAAAAAACCCCCACUGACUUCUGAAUUCAGCUCAGCAUUUAAGCUACCGCCCUCAGAGCUCCGUGAGUCCGACUGACUACUGCCUGUGCUGCAAAUACACUGUUGUCCCACACACUGACUACACAUGCAGUCACGAGCCGAUUGAGAAGACUACACGUGCAGGAGCUAAUGUGCUGCCAAUGGGAAUAGUUUCAUUUCCCACUGAGCUGUGCCAAUAGGUUAAGAAAGAUCAUCUGUGACCCACUAGGUAUCAAUCACGUGUCAACCAUGUGAUAUGCGUAGCAGGCAGACGGUAAGUCGGAAAUCAAAAUGUAAAAAAAAAUAAAAAAUUGUGCUGUAGCAGGGACACACCUACACACUGCUGCCGACACACUAAUGUGUCACAACACGCAGUUUGGAAAGCACUGCUCUAGAGGGUGGUUAAAGGGAUUUGGAAGUAAUGGAUCAAUAAAGAAAUAUUUAUUAAAAAAGGUCUCUCAAAUGCAUGAAUGGACACCAUUUAAACAUAUUAACAUAUUUUUGCAUAGAAAAGGUUAUAUUAAAGAUGCUGUUUUCAUUGUGACAUUUAAAGGAAAUGCAUGUUUGUGCGCAACAGGUCCAUAGGAAUAGAAAUUUAAUGGCUGAUAAACUGCUCUAUGGAUGGACAAUGAUGUCCUACAAGCAUACAAAUAAAAGUGAUUGUUUUUAUUUA